AUGGGAAAGAAAAAAUGGGCGAAGAAAAUUACCGGUGAAGAACCUACUUCAACCCGCAGGGAAGAAACCCCAGAAUCGUAUCCGCCACUAGGAGAGCGGCCGCCAAACUCGCAACCACCGGAGCCGACUCCUCAGGCUCCGACGAUGGUUUCUUUGAACGCACUGGCGAAGCUCCUCAGACAACAGGACCCAAAUAGAGAUUGGGCGACUGCGUUGGCAGGUUUCAGCCAAGUCAGGGGAAAAUCGAGCACAACCGGAGAAGCCCCGACAGAAACUGCAGCAGAACCGAUCGUGCAUCCCACCGUACAACCACCCACUUCCAUUCCGACUUCGUCAACAAUUGCGCCGGAAGGGGAACCUCCCUCGGCGACCGAACCCUCGGAAUCCGCCCAAACUCCCCAACGAAGCGACCCAAUGGAUGUUGACCCCAUCUCCGCCUACUACGAUUCUGACCCAGAGGAAAGGGAAGCGGGAAGAAGAAAGGAGGAAAAGAGCCAGAAGGGAGGCGAUGAACCAGAGAAAACGCCGACAGCGGAGCCCAUUACUCAAGAAAUGGCGAGAGAAGAGAUAGAUCUAAAUGGGACGGCAAGAAAGCAGGGCCUAAUGACUGAUGAAGAAUUUCAGGCUCUUCUGGAUGAGGUAAAUCAGAUGGAAGAUGGUACCGCCACGAUGGCUGAGGGUCUAGACCUCGCAUCAAGGGCAGUAGAAGAGGGUGAGAAGGACGAUGGAGAGAACAACUUAGAAGGCCUAGCCGAACGGCCAGUAGACAAAGUGGUGGGAGGCCAGAUUAGAGAAGAAGGGACAGAGUCAACAACUCCCCAGACGGAGGCGGGGAAGAGUGAUGUGCAUAUCGAGGAGGAGGAAACAGUAGCAAGAACAGAGGUACCUGGACCAGUGGUACCGCCAGUGAUAAAACCAAAAGCUGUCAAGAGGAAGUUGGUGUUGAAGGGCGACCCUAGGGCAGAACAGCCGAAGCCGAAGAGGGUGUCGCAAAGAUGCUUAGGGAAGUGGGCAUCCAGUAAAGCAAAGGUAAACACGGCGGCAGAUCCGGUGGAGAUUUUAAGCGAAGAGGAAGGGACCACUCCCACAAAACCUGGGGAGGGAUCCUUACUCGCUACUGAUUUGGAGGAUACUGCGGUGGCAACCGAAGCGGUCUCCCAAACGCCGAGUGACCAGGGCGAAGAGACGACGCAGAUGGCUGAGGGGUCGGACCUCGCAUCUGCACCAGCCGGUCACGUCGAGCCUAGAACUGAAGGUACUCGUAUCAGUAUUGAGACCCAACCCUCUGCCCCAGACUAG
Messenger RNA from Salvia splendens (bonfire salvia), 1299 nucleotides. RefSeq names its product fibrous sheath CABYR-binding protein-like. The record is from RefSeq and is a predicted model, not a curated record. The coding region runs from base 1 to 1299 and encodes 432 amino acids. Lineage: Eukaryota; Viridiplantae; Streptophyta; Magnoliopsida; Lamiales; Lamiaceae. The transcript has a single exon.